GCUGGUAGGUUCCUCCUUUCAAUUCUCAAACCAGUCCAUGAUGUCAUAUAAAUACCCCAUUCAAGUUGGAAGCUCAACUUGAUCUAACCCUCCCACUCCUCAGACUAACAAUGAUUAUUUUAAGGUUGGCACUUGUUGUGGCCUCCCUUGUAGUACUGGUCCAAUCCCAUGUUCCAAACAUUUGGGAAGCCAAGCCCUUCCAUCAGAUGUUGUCUUUGGUUCAGCCAGACCCGGUUGUCCUAAACUACCACAAAGGUCCACUCCUUAAGGGAAACGUCACCGUUCACAUCCACUGGUACGGUAACUUCACCCCCACUCACCGUUCCAUCAUCGUUGAUUUCAUCCAAUCCCUCGGUUCCAUUCCUCAUUCUCGUCACCACCCAUCACCUUUUUUGUGGUGGCGAAUCACCGCCAGGUACAGAGGAGGCCCCUGCACCCUCACCGUAGGGAAUCAAACCCUCGACAACACCUACUCACUCGGUAAAUCACUUAAAACAAGCGACCUCCUCGCACUCGCUUCCAAAAAUUCACUAACAACAACAACAAUUCCCAUAUCGACUCACAAUGAAUCUAUGCACGUUCUGCUAACCUCUGCUGACGUGGCUGUGGAUGGAUUCUGCAUGAGUCGAUGUGGGACCCACGGGUCGGGUAGGGUUCAAAAGAAGAGGUUUGCGUUUGCGUGGGUGGGUAACCCGGCCACGCAGUGCCCCGGGGAGUGCGCGUGGCCGUUCCACCAGCAGGUGUACGGCCCUCAGACUCCGCCGCUCGUUCCGCCGAACGGCGAUGUCGGCGUGGACGGAAUGGUGAUAAGUUUGGCCACCGUUCUCGCCGGCGCGGUAACGAACCCGUUCGGGAACGGGUACUACCAAGGGUCGGCGACGGCGCCGUUGGAGGCGGUGUCGGCGUGUGCCGGGAUAUUCGGAAAAGGUGCGUAUCCGGGCUACACGGGUAACGUUUUGGUGGAUAACGUAACGGGAGCUAGCUACAACGCGUUGGAUGUGCACGGUCGCAAGUUUCUCUUACCGGCGAUGUGGGACCCCGUCACAUCUACAUGCAAAACGCUCGUUUGAUAGUUUGAUAUUUAUCUCUCUCUGAGCGUGACCAAAAAGAAAUGUUUCUUGGCUUUUUGAAGAGGAUAUUGAUUUAUUCUACAUAUUUAAUAUUUAGUAUUGUUAUUAUCAUGUUUACAAGAUAAAUAAAAAUUACAAUUGAUUUAGGAUCCA
Molecule: messenger RNA, 1223 nt
Organism: Glycine soja
Lineage: Eukaryota; Viridiplantae; Streptophyta; Magnoliopsida; Fabales; Fabaceae
Product: protein EXORDIUM-like 2
Exons: 1
Coding region: 111-1070 (319 amino acids)
Source: RefSeq, a predicted model, not a curated record